AUUAAAUCAAACUCUAUUCUUUUCGAAAGAAUAGAAAGAAAUUUGGUCUCCUCAUCUUUUCUUGAUUUUUUGUCUUCACCCAAUUAUCUUCACGUGAGCCCACCCCCCAACUCACCCAUCUACGUAGGUUGCCUGUCCACCUAAACUAGGGCCAAGAUUCAGAUCUUCGGCUUCCUUCUGAUUUGAUUAUACUUUUACUUCCCAGUUUGGGCUCCACAAUGCCACCACCGCUUAAACCACCUCCGGCCACUGUUCCCGCCGGCCAUUCGUGACCAAUCCGCCUAAAGUAGUUCAAGAUUCAAUCUUUGUAUACUUUCACUUCUUGUUUUGGGCUCUAUAAUGCCACUUCCACUGCCUCCCUCCACCGUCUCCGCCGCCCAUUCUUGUAUCACCCCCACCCCACUAACCUAGUUAGUCCACACAAACUAGUUCAAGAUUCAGAUUUUUUAUACUCUCACUUCUCAUUCUGGGCUCCACAAUGCCACAACCACCUUCCACCACCAUCUCCACCGCUGCAGCUGCCGUGCUUCUCUCAUUCUUGAUGACCUUAGCUCAUAGCUGCUCACCUCCACUGUCUAAAGACGCCAAAAUUUCAUGCCCACCUUUCAAAUCCAUACCCCCUUUUCCUUUCUCAUUCUCAUCUGGCUGUGGCCACCCAUUUUUCCAACUCCACUGUUCAUCUUCUCACACCACCAUUUCCAUCAAUAACAUCUCAUUCUCUCUACUGCAGUAUGAACCAAACUCCACCUCUCUCACUCUCUCUCCUACAACGUCGUCAGCUCUGCCACCGUACCGCCACCACAACUGUUCUUCUCCCCACACUAUAUCCACUCUCAACAGAUCUAUAUCACUCACUGGUUCCCCAUUUAGAGUCUCUGAUUCUUCUUGUUCCCGCCUUUCGGCCCUUAAACCUUGCCCGCCUCCAAAUCUCCCAAACUGCAGCCGCUGCUCCUGGGAAUGUAAUCUCAUCAAGAACCCUCUUCACCUCCUCCAUGACUGUGGCUCUUCCACGCGCCACCGAGAAGACUUUCAACCGGAAUGCCAAAGCGACGUACUUGGAGUUCUUGAAAACAUUUUGAGAAUAGGAUUUGAGGUUGAGUGGGAUGAAGACCAAGACGUGUACUUUUCUAGCUGCAAAUCCUGCAGGGCCAGCAAUGGCUUUUGUGGGUUCAAUUCAACAGACCCAAAGAAGCCGUUCGUAUGUUUCCCAUCUCAAACAAGAAUCAAACAGAAAAGUCCAAAUCGAAUUGCUGUAUUAUCUAUAAUUUUCUUGUUUAUGUGUUUCUUAAUUGCCGUUUCUAUUGGAACUGUGUUCUUCCGGUCAAGAAGAAAUGCACUGAUGGCUGCAGAGGAAGAUCCUACAAUAAUCUUCCUCCGGCGCCACCGUUCUGCUAGUCUUCUCCCACCAGUUUUCACCUAUGAAGAGCUCGAGUCCUCUACCAAUAGAUUCGACCCGAAGCGCAAAAUUGGGGAUGGAGGAUUUGGUUCAGUGUAUUUAGGUCAGCUUUAUGAUGGUCGUAUAGUUGCAGUAAAGCAUCUCCACAAGCACAAUCCCGCAACAGCUGCUGGAGCUAAAGGAUUCUCAACAAAGUCAUUUUGCAAUGAAAUAUUGAUUUUGUCCUCGAUUAACCACCCCAAUUUAGUCAAGCUUCAUGGCUAUUGCAGUGAUCCAAGAGGCCUUCUCUUGGUGUAUGAUUAUGUGCCCAAUGGCACUUUAUCUGAUCAUCUCCAUGGUAAGAAGAGUUUGUACCAAAAAGGGGCGUUAAAGUUAACAUGGAAUACAAGAGUUGACAUCGCGAUGCAAACUGCCAUGGCUAUUGAAUACUUGCACUUUUCAGUAGUUCCACCGGUAGUUCAUAGAGAUAUUACUUCGUCAAACAUUUUUGUAGAGAAGGAUAUGAGAGUGAAAGUUGGGGAUUUCGGGCUUUCGAGGCUUUUAGUAUGCUCAGAAACGUCAAUGGCGUCGAACAAUUCUUCUGAAGGAGUUUGGACAGGUCCUCAAGGUACUCCGGGCUAUUUAGAUCCCGAUUAUUACAGAUCAUUCAGGUUGAAUGAAAAGAGUGAUAUUUACAGUUUUGGGGUGGUGUUAUUGGAGUUGAUAACGGGCAUGAGAGCAGUGGAUCAGAAUCGGGAUAAGACGGAAAUGGCAUUGGCGGACAUGGUGGUGCCAAGGAUACAAAUGGGAUUGUUGAACCAAGUUGUGGAUCCUGUACUAGUCGUAGACGGGGAGGCGAUGGAGGGAGUUGGCGCCAUGGCAGAAUUGGCAUUUCGGUGCGUUGCGGCCGAUAAAGACGAUCGGCCGGAUGCCAGAGAGGUGGCGGCAGAGCUAAGGAGGAUUAAGGGCCGUGGCUUCGGCGGUGGCAUGUUGAGGGGUUCAAAUUCUAGUAGUGUCGUGGUUCCUGAUGGGGCAGGGCUUAUGGUUUGAAUGGAUUUGACAAUCUGUCUACGCACAUGCGUGGGAUAUGGUUGACCGAACAAAGGUGUCGUGUUUCGUUGGUUUGUGAAAAAUUCAAAAUAGAACGUUAACAUAUCUAAUAGGCUGUCGUUUUUUUACCUCUAUUGAUUGAAUCAUGCCCUGUCCUUGAAUUUCAAGUUUGGAUUUCUGUUCUUGUUUUUUA
Messenger RNA from Olea europaea var. sylvestris, 2618 nucleotides. RefSeq names its product LEAF RUST 10 DISEASE-RESISTANCE LOCUS RECEPTOR-LIKE PROTEIN KINASE-like 1.5. NCBI's taxonomy places the organism in Eukaryota, Viridiplantae, Streptophyta, Magnoliopsida, Lamiales, Oleaceae. Gene Ontology annotation, biological process: protein phosphorylation. Bases 479 to 2425 code for a protein of 648 amino acids. The transcript has a single exon. The record is from RefSeq and is a predicted model, not a curated record. Gene Ontology annotation, molecular function: protein kinase activity; ATP binding.